Molecule: messenger RNA, 2589 nt
Organism: Pocillopora verrucosa
Lineage: Eukaryota; Metazoa; Cnidaria; Anthozoa; Scleractinia; Pocilloporidae
Source: RefSeq, a predicted model, not a curated record
AUGAGUGAGUAUCAUGAUAUGGAGGAAAACAAUCAUUUCUUCAACGAUUCUUCGUUAGAAGCCUCUAAAGAAAUACCGCGUACACUAUUCUCGCCCAUAAUUCAAGUUUCAGAAGACGACGAAGAACGUAACAAAGCCGCUGAAUUUUCAAACAAAAAUAAUCUUGAAGUGCCAGCUGUUUUAUUGUCACCUUGUGCGCGAACAAGCAGGUCUGAACAAAGUUUGAUAAGAAGAAAUUCGAAAGAGUUUCUCGCUCCGCCAUCAUUACAAAAUGUCCCUAUGACUUCAUUUAGGCCUAGGAAAUUAUUGCUCUCUGUUCCUUCAUCUCCAUCAACUUCUGAGUUUUCACUUGACAACGACGCAAGUGUCUGCCAAGACCAUACGGCAAAAAACGAGAGUAUUCAUCAUGCUGAUUCAAACAGCCGACUGUCUUGUAAAAGUGCUGACGAAGUACCUCUCGCCUGCUCUUGUAGCGUUCAAGACAUUUCCGUGGAAUUAGCGCGAGAUUCUUCAGCUUCUUUGAACAGAUCGGGAGAAAUUUUGACUAAGCUGAACGAAGGCGGUGUUUGUUUACCUGUUGCCCGUUCCACACCGAACUUACAUCGGAACAAAUCAACCUGUUGCGGGCAUCCGUCCAAACAACUUUGUUGUUUAAUAGCCACAAAUUACACACCUAUGUCAACACCAAGUUCAGAAGGUUUAUCUUUCGAAUUUUCAAACCAAAUUCUCAACGAGGAAGUCACAGACAAAGACACUCUGGCUGACGAAAUCGUCUCUCCAGUGGUGUGCGACACAUUCAUAAACAGAAACGAAUCGGAAAAUGACUUGAAUCGUCUUUCGACAACCAGACCGAAGAGAUCCUCGAGCGUGGGUACACAAAGCUGCACUACACCACAAAACGUCCCAAUUCCAAUGAGUGGAUCUACUUGUAAACAACUAUCGACCCCUAAUUUAAGGCUCUACAGCAAUCCCCUUGCAGUUCCAGCGCCUCGAGAAUGGAGAUCAAGUGCAAAGUCUGUUGCUUCAGUGGGGGAUAGGUUGAAAGUUGAACAGUCAGGCGAAAGAUUAAAAAACCUCUCGAGCGCCAGGUUGAAGAAAAAGUCAUCAACGUUUCUUCAUCCAGACAUGGCCCAUUUUUCCGACUCAAAUCAUUCUUCAGAGGGAAGUUCAAAAUCUCUAUUGCAAGAUCGUCCUUCCGAAGUUUCCUAUCUUAAAAGGAAAAAAUAUUCAGAUCAGAAAUUUACGCAUGCAUCGUGUAGCAUCAACAGUUCUACAUCUUCAGCAUUUGCGGAAUCUUCAGGUAGAAGCGAAACGUCCAUAAUGAAAAGUUUUUUGUCGCUAAUAUCUCCGUCGAAAUUUCUCUCCAAGUUCCACAGCUCCUCAAAACAUAGCAUCCGCAGUACGAAUUCGCAUUCGUCUCGUCGUAAACGACCAGAAAUUGAUUUCCCCGACGACGACAAAAUUGUUGUUCUGAAUGUGAGUGGCAGACGUUUCCAAAUUCGAGAUUAUUUUCUUUCCAUCUAUCCAAACACAUUGCUGGGAAGUAAAGCAAGAAAUAUUUUUUAUGAUAAGAUCAAGAACGAAUUCUUUUUUGACCGCGAUCCAGACACCUUUCGCUACAUUUGGAACUUUUAUCACUCUGGACAGCUCCAUUGUCCGCGAGAUGAUUGCGUCCAAUCUUUCUUAGACGAAGUGGCGUUUUUCGGGUUGGACAUUAGUAUGCUUUGUGAGUGCUGCUGGUUCGAGACGUUUGAAGCAGCUUACGAAAGAUUAAAUAAGAGACGAGAGGAACAAGAAGCUAAGGAUAAAGAGGCCGCAAAGGCUGUCCAUAGCAUUGAUCCAAACGCCUCCUUUAGAGAAAAGGUUUGGCUUACACUUAAAGAACCGUCUAUUUCUUUAUAUGCGAAGAUUUUUUAUCUGAUAAGUGUCACCGCAAUUGUGAUCAGCGUGGUGGCAAACACGACUGAAACAAUCGCGUGUAAAGGAACGAUACGAAUUUGCAAAGAGGAAAACGAGAACACUUAUUUCUAUAUUGAUACAGUCUGUGUAGGUUUCUUUACGUUCGAGUUUGUCUCGCGGUUGUUAACUUGUCCAAGCCGUCUUAAAUUUAUCAUCAACCUCAUGAGUAUCGUGGAUCUGCUCGCAAUUCUGCCGUAUUACAUUGACUUGAUCUUAAACGCUCUGUCGUUUGACGCCCAACUCGGCAUGAAUGCUCUAGUGGUGUUACGAGUUUUAAGGAUACUUCGCAUCUUCAAACUACUGCGCCAUUCUAAGAGAUUAAAACAGUUGAUCCAAAGCAUGAAGGAUUCUGCCACUGAGUUAGGCCUGAUAGGAUUCCUGUAUAUGGUCAUGGUUAUUUUAGUUUCGAGUAUCAUCUAUUUCGCCGAAUAUUCCGAGGACACACAGUUUUCCAGCAUUCCCGAAGCCAUGUGGUACGCAGUGAUCACAUCAACUACAGCAGGUUAUGGUGAUAUCAUACCCGUGACACUAGCUGGUCGGCUGGUGGGAAGCGCCUGUUGUCUGUUUGGAGUGCUUGUCAUUGCUUUACCUGUACCCAUUCUGCAGUUCAAGGCUCUGGGAGUUCGAUAA